ACGUCCAGUCAUGGUUAGCGUAAGCAUGUGGAACUACCUCGACAUUUUCACUUCCCUUUUCCAUAAAUGUAGUGACUCAGAUGGGAAGGAGAACGUAUAAAAAUGAAGUGGCGAGGUCAGGGAGAUCACAGCCUCUGUGAACUGUGAAGACAAGAGAGACACAGCAAGAAACACAUAAGGACUUCGACACUGCAAGAUGGAAUCCACGAAAAGCAAACCAAGAGAUAGCACUGGCAGUGAUCUGUCUGAGCAGAUAAAAGCAGCAACCAAAGACAGUCACGUGAGAGCUGAGAACACACAACUGAUGCUCAACUACCAGAAAGGACAGAUCACGCAAACACAGUACAAGCUUCUGCUGUGUUCUCUGUAUGAGAUCUACAGAGCGCUAGAGGAAGAGCUGGACAGGAACGCCGACCAUCCUGCCGUUCAGCCCGUCUACUUCCCUCAGGAGCUGGCCAGACUGGAGUCUCUGGAGCUGGACCUGGAGCACUUCUUUGGACCCCACUGGAGGAAGAGAGUAACAGUGCCUGCCGCCACACACAGAUACACACAGAGACUGAGAGAGAUUGGCAAAAACAGUCCAAAUCUUCUGGUGGCACAUGCCUAUACACGCUAUCUCGGUGAUCUGUCAGGAGGCCAAGUGCUGGGCAAAAUUACCCAGAAAUCCUUGGGACUGAGCGGCAUCAAGGGAAUUGCAUUCUUCUCAUUUCCUGGAGUGACGAGCCCCAAUAAAUUCAAGCAGCUGUACAGGGGCAGAAUGAACAGCAUUGAGUUAACAGAGCAGCAGAGACAGGAAGUGCUGGAUGAGGCAACCAGAGCUUUUGAGUUCAACAUUGAGGUUUUUGAUGAUCUUCAGAAAAUGCUGAGCAUCACAGAGGAAGCUUCAAGUGAAAAAAGAAAUGACACAGCAUCCCAAAGUCAAUCAAGAACCUUCUCCAACUCUCCGAUUCUCCAGUUUGCGUUAGGUGUGGGAAUCACUUUGGCAACUGUUGGAAUGGGAGUUUAUGCUUUUUGAUUCAGCAUUUUUUUAAUUUGUCAGUGUGUUACAUCUUAAUACCACAGGUCAAAUCUACAGGCUGAUCUUUAACCAACACUAAUCAUGGAUAUUAUAAAACAUGCACUCAGUAAUAAAUCAAGCACAUUUUCAAGUGAUCCAAAUAGUCAUUUAGAAUUAACUUUAAAAUGCAUCAUGUCAGCAUAUAUUUU
Ctenopharyngodon idella (grass carp) is the source of this 1206-nucleotide messenger RNA. RefSeq names its product heme oxygenase 1a (gene hmox1a). The record is from RefSeq and is a predicted model, not a curated record. Gene Ontology annotation, biological process: response to oxidative stress; heme catabolic process; heme oxidation. Gene Ontology annotation, molecular function: heme oxygenase (decyclizing) activity; heme binding. The transcript has 7 exons. Bases 197 to 1015 code for a protein of 272 amino acids. NCBI's taxonomy places the organism in Eukaryota, Metazoa, Chordata, Actinopteri, Cypriniformes, Xenocyprididae.